This is a messenger RNA of Spinacia oleracea (spinach), 1845 nucleotides long. RefSeq lists its product as uncharacterized. Gene Ontology annotation, molecular function: ATP binding; ATP hydrolysis activity. Gene Ontology annotation, cellular component: microtubule cytoskeleton. The transcript has 14 exons. Lineage: Eukaryota; Viridiplantae; Streptophyta; Magnoliopsida; Caryophyllales; Amaranthaceae. The record is from RefSeq and is a predicted model, not a curated record. Bases 163 to 1653 code for a protein of 496 amino acids.
UUACUUGGUUUUACUUAUGCGUCAUUGUAUCGCAUAUUCGCAGACCACGUUGUGUUUUCCCUAUUCUCGACCUUUCUUCUUCAUCAGAAAUUACCGAUCACCAAAUCCGCCAUUUUUAUCAACGAUGAACUUAUGCAACAACUUCCAUGACCAGUUGCAGGUAUGAGCUUCUGGAAAGGAUUAAUCGACUCAUUCAGUUCUGUAUUUUCGAAUUCUGACCCGUUUAAUGAAUCGAACGGUAAAGGUAACCCUAAUUCUUCACUUGAUCGAAAGGGGGACUCAAUGGAAGUAGGUGUAGAUGGGAGUAAGGUUUCGAAUGAGAGAAUUGCUGGUAAAUUGAAAGGCUACUUUGAUUUGGCAAAGGAAGAAAUUGAUAAGGCUGUUAGAGCUGAAGAGUGGGGUUUAGUUGAUGAUGCUAUUUUACACUACAAAAAUGCCCAGCGUAUUCUUGCUGAAGGUGCUUCCACUCGCCCUCCGUCGUUUAUUUCGGUGAGUGAACAACAGAAAGUGAAUUCUUACCAUCAGAAGAUAUCGAAGUGGCAGGGCCACGUCUCUGAGAGACUACAAAUCUUGAGUGCAAGAAUAGGGGGCAAAACCACUGUCAAGAUUACUUCUUCACGUCCACAAACUGCUAAGGGCUUCUCAAAAUCAUCAAAUGUAACAAAGAGUGUUCAACAGACGCCCCCAAUUGUUACAAGAAGCAGUUCACUAGUUAGAGACCGAACAGAUAAAACUGGAGCAUCUAAAUCAAACCAAGAUACUGGUGGUUAUGAUGCCAAACUAGUUGAGAUGAUAAACACUAUAGUUGUGGAUAAAAGUCCUUCUGUUAAAUGGGAAGACGUAGCUGGUCUUGAUAAGGCAAAGCAAACGCUGUUUGAAAUGGUUAUAUUGCCCAGCAAAAGAAGAGAUUUGUUUACUGGCCUUAGGAGGCCCCCUCGAGGUCUACUUCUUUUUGGUCCACCGGGCAAUGGGAAAACAAUGCUUGCCAAAGCAGUUGCUUCAGAGUGCAAUGCUACAUUUUUUAAUGUGUCUGCAUCUACCCUAACAUCCAAGUGGGUCGGUGAAGGUGAAAAGCUUGUCCGGACACUCUUCAUGGUUGCUAUCUCGAGGCAGCCUUCUGUAAUUUUUAUGGAUGAGAUCGACAGCAUGAUGUCUACAAGGGAGGCUAACGAACAUGAUGCCAGUCGAAGGUUGAAGUCAGAGUUCCUUGUUCAAUUUGAUGGUGUCACCUCUAAUCCUGAUGAUCUAGUGAUAGUAAUUGGUGCAACUAAUAAACCACAAGAAUUGGAUGAUGCAGUUUUGAGGAGAUUGGUCAAGAGAAUAUACAUUCCAUUACCUGAUGAAAAUGUCAGGCGGCUUAUUCUUAAACAAAAACUGAAGGGCCAAGCAUUCUCUUUGCCUGGUCAGGAUUUAGAAAGGCUUGUGAGAGAAGCUGAGGGAUACUCUGGAAGUGAUCUGCAAGCCUUGUGUGAAGAAGCUGCCAUGAUGCCAAUAAGAGAGCUCGGUCCAAACAUACUCACAGUCAAGGCUAAUCAGGUCAGACCUCUGAGAUAUGAAGACUUUCGCAAUGCUAUGACCGUGAUUAGACCGAGCUUGUCAAAGAGCCGAUGGGAGGAACUUGAACGGUGGAACAAAGAUUUUGGAUCCAACUAACUAGACCAUCUUUUUAUGUUGGUUAAAUUGUAUUCUGCAGUCAAAAACAGAGAUUGAUCCAAACUGAAGCUGUGUUGAGACGGGGGAAUAACAUAAGAUUGGAUUCUUUCAUUGUUUAUGUUGAUUAUCUAUGUACAUCUUGUAAAUGAAUAAAUAUUAGUGGUUAAUAUAAAGAACUUGUGUUGAUUGGCA